AAAAGUAGCGGCACAGUUACUGAUGGUUCCAGUAAAGGAUUGACUAUUGGAAAGCGUGUCUCGGAGAGAGACGGCAAACGAGAAAGGAGAACAAACGAGAAAAAGAAACGGAAAGAGGAAAGACAAGGAGAGAAUAAGAAUGCUGAUGAUUUUCGUUUUGUUCCGCUUAGCUUGAAGUGUCACUAAGUUUUGUGAAAUAGUGCAAUACCAUGGAUAAGAAUACGAAUGACAUGAAGGAAAAUCCCAGGGAGACCGCGAACAUCUUUAGUAUUCUGUUCUUCUGGUGGAUGCGAGAAUUAUUUAUGACAGGAGCCAAACGAGAUUUGGAAGAAUCUGACAUUUAUCGACCAGUGAAAGCAGAUGAAUCCGAGAAAUUGACCGAUCAUCUCGAAAAAUACUGGAAUUGCGAGUUAGAUAAACUGAAAAACCUGGAAUACACCGUGGGCAAAGACGGGCAGAAAGUGCCGUUGAAAAGGAACGCCCGUCCGAGAUUAUAUAAGGCGAUCUUCAACGCUUUUUGGUUGCCAUAUUUCAUAAUUGGAAUCUAUCAAUUUAUCCAAUGCAGCAUAGUACGCGUAGCAGUGCCGAUCUUCCAAGGUUGGAUCAUCGACUACUUCGCUAGAGAUUCGACUGGAAGGAACAAGAUAGAACUGAACGACGUGUUGAUCUAUGUUGCCUGCUUGAUACUUUGUACAAUCAUCUCCGUUCUGAUAAUGCAUCAAUCGAUGCUGCUGUCGCUGCAGUUCGGCAUGAGAAUACGUAUCGCUUGUAGCUCUCUUCUCUACCGAAAGUUAUUACGACUGAACAGAGCAUCCAUGAAUCAAACUGGUACUGGACAGAUCAUGAAUCUUCUUAGCAAUGACGUUACUCGCUUUGAUCAAUCAACAACGUUCCUAAAUUACAUAUGGAUCAUGCCUUUUCAGAUCAUUAUCGUGGGUUAUAUAAUGUGGCAAAAAAUCGGUUUUUCCACACUUGUUGGCAUCGGAUCGCUAUUGAUCACCGCUCUGAUAGUACAAGGAUCCUUCAGCAUACUCAGCCGUAAACUCAGAGCCAUGAUCGCGCCACUGACCGAUCGAAGGGUGCAAUUAAUGAGUGAACUCGUAGCUGGGAUACAGGUGGUGAAAAUGUACGCCUGGGAGAAACCGUUCAGCAAGAUCGUCUCUGUGACCAGAGAGCUCGAGAUCAAUAAAAUUAAAUUAUCGUCAUAUGUUCGUGCUGCGUAUUUGGCCAUUAUAGUUUUCACUGAGCGAUUAAGCCUCUACUUCACUUUAAUCACGUUUGUCCUAACCGGGAAUAACCUGACUGCUGACGUGACUUACGAAAUGGCCACAUUCUUCAACAUGCUUCAACUCACCGCAGCGUUGUAUUUUCCACAAGCGCUGAUAAUGAUGGGUGAAACAAUGGUGUCUAUGAAUCGAUUAGAGGAUCUUCUGCUGAUGGAAGAAGUAAAUGUGGGACAUUCGAACAAAGAUUCACAGAUACAGUCUCAGAAAUCAAACGAUGCUACUAAUCCAGAAAACCAAACGGAUAAGUACACCUCGAAAAAUGGGAGUAUCAGACUUUCCGAGCUGCAAGGGCUGUCUGAUCUUCCGGUCUGCGUCAAGUUUCAACGCGUUUCGGCCAAUUGGAUCAGCGGCAAAUUGCCACCGACUUUAUGCAAUAUCAAUUUGAUUAUCAAGCCGGGCCAGUUGUGCGCUGUGGUCGGCGCAGUGGGUUCUGGCAAAUCAUCUAUAUUACAUCUAUUGCUGAAGGAGCUGAAUCCCGGCGCAGGUUCUAUAACACUCAUUCAAGACUCCUCGAAGAAUAUUGAGAGCAAUUUGUCCAACGGUUACUUUUCGAGCAAUCCGAAUCUGCGCAUCUCCUACUCUAGCCAGGAACCAUGGCUCUUCGGCAGUACUGUAAGAGACAAUAUAUUGUUUGGUCAACCCUAUGACAAAGCUAGAUAUACUCAGGUGACAAAUGUGUGCGCCUUGACGAAGGAUUUUCGACAGUUUCCACAGGGAGACAUGACCAUGGUCGGCGACAGAGGUGUAUCCUUGUCCGGAGGUCAAAGGGCGCGUAUCAAUCUCGCGAGGGCAGUUUACAGGCAAGCAGAUCUUUAUCUGCUCGAUGAUCCUUUGAGUGCCGUAGACACUCGCGUCGCUAAACAUCUUUACUCGAAAUGCAUUACAGAUUAUCUUCAUGGCAAGACGAGGAUACUCGUCACCCAUCAGUUGCAAUUUCUUAAACGUGCGGAUCACAUUGUGGUACUGGAUAGAGGUUUUGUGAAAAUGCAAGGAAGUUAUAAUGAAUUAGUACAGUCAAAUAAUGACUUCAUUGAGAUGAUGAACAAUUUAAAUCAUGAAGCGCAGAAAAAAGAAGAAGAAAUUAGGAGAGCCUCGGAAAUGUCAAUAAGAAAAAUUUCGCUAAUGAGACGUGCCUCAUGUUUAUCAACCGCAAGUUCGACCAUUCAUUCGGACAUCGAUGAUUCAGAUUACGUAGAAAAUAUUCCAGAAGGCGAGAUAAUGGCACGCGGGCGGAUAUCUGGCAGGGUGUACAAGAAAUAUUUUCAUAACGGCGGGAAUUCCUUCAUUUUGUUAAUGUUGUUGAUAUUUUUCGUUAUCAGCCAGAUCGCUACUACUGGAAAUGAUUACUGGCUCUCGUACUGGACUAACUUAGAGGAUAUCAGGCGUAUCAAUAAUGCUAGUGAAGCCAAACGGUACGCGAAUAUGUAUAACGACAACUUUCUGAGAUCGAUCUUCACUCUGAAUCCAGACGGUCUGCUCAGCACCGUGGAUGCUAUAUACGUAUACACAUUUUGCAUCAUCGCCUGCACAGUCACUACGCUCUUCCGCAGCUUCCUCUACAUGAAGAUCUGCAUGAAUUCAAGCUGUAAUCUCCACAAUAUCAUGUUCUCCAAUCUGCUACAGGCACGCAUGUCCUUUUUCAACACCAAUCCUUCCGGAAGAAUUUUAAAUAGAUUUUCCAAGGAUAUGGGUACCAUGGACGAAAUACUGCCCAAAGUAAUGUUAGAGUCACUUCAAGUGAUGUGUGUAGUAUGCGGUAUAAUGACCAUGGAGGCAAUACUUAAUCCGUGGAUGCUGAUAAUAAUAAUAGUAUUGAUUGUUUUAUUUUUCUUCUCAACAAAGUUCUAUCUGAGCACCGCUCAGAACGUCAAACGUCUCGAAGGCGUAAUGAAAAGCCCGAUAUUCUCGCAUGUGAAUGCCACGCUAAACGGCCUGCCAACGAUUAGAAGUAGCGGUACCGCAAUUGAAAAGAUGAUGCGACAACAGUUUGAUGUGUUGCAAGAUCGCCAUAGUGGCACGUGGUAUCUUUCCUUGACAUGCUCUUCCACCUUCGGUAUAUUUACGGACCUCAUCAUGUGCCUGUUCAUCGUCAUUCUUUGCUACUCCCUAGUAUUACUGAAUGAGUCUGGUAACAUAGAAGAUAGUAAAGCAGGUCUGGCGAUAUCGCAGUCAUUGAUUCUGAUCGGUUGUCUGCAAUACGGCAUAAAACAAUCCACUGAGACGAUGUCGCUGAUGACCUCCGUAGAAAGAAUUCUUCAGUACACAAAUCUCCCUAAGGAGGAGCCCGUUACUUCUGACAAUCCGCCACCGGCCACUUGGCCUUCUAUAGGACAAUUGAGCUUGAAGAAUGUCAGUAUGAAGUAUCAUAAGGAUGAUCCACCGGUUUUAAAGAAUCUGAACGUAACCAUUGAACCUGGCUGGAAAGUUGGAGUGGUGGGACGAACUGGAGCCGGCAAGUCUUCCUUAAUCUCAGCGCUUUUUCGAUUAUUUAAUGAAGGACUGGAGGGCGAGAUUAAGAUCGACGGUAGGGACACGAGUACAGUGGGUCUGAGCGAGCUGCGCUGCAAGAUCUCCAUCAUACCGCAGGAACCGGUGCUCUUCUCUGAGAGUUUGCGCUACAAUCUAGACCCUUUUAGUCAGUACGAUGACAUGAAACUGUGGGAGGUACUGCGACAAGUCGAAUUAAAUGACGUCGCGUUGGAUAACGAUAUCUUCUACGGCGGCCAUAACUUUAGCGUCGGCCAGAGGCAGCUUAUAUGCUUGGCCAGGGCCAUUUUAAGGAACAAUCGCUUGCUCGUUCUUGACGAGGCCACGGCCAACAUUGAUUCGCACACUGAUUCCUUAAUUCAAGAAACAAUAAGAAGAAAUUUUAAAGAAUGUACCGUCAUCACUAUAGCACAUCGUUUAAAUACCAUAAUAGACAGUAAUCGGAUUAUUGUGAUGGAGAACGGUUCCAUUGUGGAAUUUGGUUGUCCGUAUGAGUUAUUGCAUGACAAACCGAAUGGUUACUUCUCACAAAUGGUGGAGAAGACAGGCAAUCAAAUGGCGCUAAGUCUUUUCGAGCAGGCAAAGAAGGCUUGUCAAAAGAAUAACGAUCAACGUGAAUUAAACUCUUCAGCACAAAAUACGAAGAGUGAGAUUGACUACACAGUAACAGAACAGUCCACUUUAUAGAUUUUUUCUUAUACCAAAAGAUAUGUGUAAAUUAAAAAAUAGGUGUACAUGAUAAGAUGUGCUUCCCACAUAGAAAUUGUCAUCCAGUGAAUGUUCAGUGGACGUCCAUUAAACCUCCCUAAAUUCAUGAGACGUAUCUGUCCAUGAUGGAAGUCAGUUAGAAGUCCAUCAGAGAUCCAAUAAACCUCCAUGUCUCCAUUGGAUGUUUAUUUCCAUGACGGAAGUUAAAUAGGCGUCCAUUAAAAAUCCAUUAAGCUUUCACGGCUCUAUGAGAUAUUUAGUUUCAUAAUAGAAGUUAGAUGGACGUCUACAAGAGAUCCACUAAACUUCCACAGCUUUAUGAAAUAUUUACUUCUGUGGUAGUAGUCAGAUAGAUAAUCCAUCUUUCCUCCAUAAUAGAUCUAUGUCAAAUAUCCUGAAAGAUAUCUAUCAGACGUUACGCGGAUUAUUAAUAGAGGCCUCAUGGAGCCCCGAUGGACGACUAAUUGAUAUUUUGUGGACGAUUAGUAGAGGAUUCACGAAGCCUCGAUAAACGACCGACCAACGUUUCGUGGAAUCGAGGCUCCUCUAUUAAUAAUCCACAAAACGUCUGUCAAUCAUUCACCGAGGCUUCAUAAAACCUUCACUACCCACCGCUACGUGGCGUGUUUUUUGUGAAUAAAAUACAUUUUCUAGGUGAAUAAAAGAGACUCGUUAAGAGCGCAGAAGGAAGUAAAAUUUUGCUAUAUAGUACAAGACUGAACUAUAUCAGUCUGUAAAAAAAUUGAUAAAAAUGAGAAGGACAAAAUAAAGUCUUUCAUUAUUUAAGAAAAAUAGUAUAUUUAAAGAAAUAUUUAUAAGAAAUAU
Messenger RNA from Monomorium pharaonis (pharaoh ant), 5306 nucleotides. RefSeq names its product multidrug resistance-associated protein 4. The transcript is spliced from 17 exons. The record is from RefSeq and is a predicted model, not a curated record. Bases 210 to 4460 code for a protein of 1416 amino acids. Lineage: Eukaryota; Metazoa; Arthropoda; Insecta; Hymenoptera; Formicidae. Gene Ontology annotation, molecular function: ATP binding; ABC-type transporter activity; ATP hydrolysis activity. Gene Ontology annotation, cellular component: membrane. Gene Ontology annotation, biological process: transmembrane transport.